CAAUCACGGAAUAAAACUUCUCGCGAGCACCAUCGUUCAAGCAGUACAACUAUACAACGUGAAAAUAGGAUCCAGUUGGUGCUACCACGAAAAAUAUUCGAUUCCGGCGCAAAAGAUCCAAACUGCGUUGAGAAAAAUAGCGAGCACUUAUCGCUAAAGAAUACUCCGAUAGUGGUGAUUUUCGGUUAACGAUCAGAACUAGCACGAGUGCAAUUUAAAUUUUCUCGUGCUGACGGGCAGAGAAUUCUACCUUUGGAAGAAGGGAAAAAAAUUCGAUCCGCCUUUCAAAGGCAGAGUGGUUAAUCAUCAUCAGCAGCAGCAGCAGCCGUGCAUACUCACCAAUACAGACACGCGCGCAUUUCAGUAGCAAAGGAGUCGAGCAAAUUGGACGAAAAAUGGCGUCGAUAGAUUCGCAGUUAAAAAACCGAAUGCAGGGUUUCAAAAACAAAGGAAAAGAUCAGGAGGAGAUGCGACGACGCCGCAAUGAGGUGACAGUUGAGCUGCGUAAAAACAAGCGUGAGACAACGAUGCUCAAACGGCGCAAUGUGCCCCAGACGACCGCCGAAUCAACAGAUGAGGAUGAUUACACUUCGCCAUCAAAUUUGAAAAAGCUGGUCGAAAAGGCAGGAAACAGUGCCGACAAAGAUGAACAGUUGGCAGCGGUUCAGGCGGCCCGGCGUUUGCUCUCCUCGGAUCGAAACCCGCCAAUCGAUGCAUUGAUACAAAGUGGAAUUUUGCCAAUUUUGGUGAGUUGCCUCGAGCGGGACGAUAACCAGCUGUUGCAGUUUGAGGCAGCAUGGGCAUUGACGAAUAUCGCCUCGGGAACAUCGGCACAAACUAAUCAAGUAGUUCGCGCUGGAGCCGUUCCUCUCUUCCUGCGUCUGCUUGGUUCACCGGCCCCAAAUGUGUGCGAGCAGGCCGUUUGGGCCUUGGGUAAUAUAAUCGGUGACGGACCAUGCCUGCGGGACUACGUAAUCAAUCUCGGUGUUGUGCAGCCUCUUCUGUCCUUUAUCAAACCAGAGAUUCCAAUUCCUUUCCUACGGAAUGUUACCUGGGUUAUUGUCAAUUUGUGCCGCAACAAGGAUCCGCCGCCUCCAGUCGAUACGAUCCUGGAAAUCCUACCCGCACUGAACAUGCUGAUCCAUCAUACCGACAUCAAUAUUCUGGUCGAUACCGUAUGGGCACUCAGUUAUCUCACCGACGGAGGCAACGAACAGAUUCAGCUUGUGAUUGAUAGUGGCGUAGUGCCGAAGCUUAUUCCCCUGCUGUCACACGUUGAGGUUAAGGUACAGACGGCAGCGCUGCGAGCGGUCGGUAAUAUUGUCACUGGUUCCGAUGAUCAGACACAGGUUGUGCUUAACUGUGACGCUUUGUCCCACUUCCCGUCGCUGUUGAGCCACGCGAAGGACAAAAUCCGCAAGGAGGCCGUUUGGUUCCUGUCGAACAUUACAGCCGGAAACCAGGCCCAGGUGCAAGCGGUUAUCGACGCCGGACUGCUGCCGAAAAUUAUUGAAAAUCUCAGCAAGGGCGAUUUCCAGACACAGAAGGAGGCCGCAUGGGCGAUCAGCAACCUCACGAUCAGUGGCGACCGGGAGCAGGUCGCACAGCUCAUUCAGGAUGGUGCCAUUCCACCGUUUUGUGAUCUACUCAACUGCAAAGAUACUCAAGUCAUCAAUGUCAUUCUGGAUGGCAUCAAUAACAUGCUGAAGCAGGCUGGUCCACACACCGAGGAGAUUGCCAACAUGAUCGAGGAGUGCGAGGGGGUGUCCAAAAUCGAAAUACUGCAGAAUCACGAGAAUAUCGAAAUUUACAAGCUGGCGUACGACAUCAUUGAGCAGUUCUUCUCAGAUGAGACCGACGAAGCCGUGCUGGACGAGCUGAGACCAAUUGCAGACGAGAAUGCAUACCAGUUCAACCAGACUCCUAAUGUUCCCCGGGAUGGAUUUAAUUUCUAAUGCAAGUGGGCGGAAGACGCGGUAACAGCAGCAGCAGCGGCAUAUAUACCCCAGAAGCAAAAGCCAGCUAGUAAUGGAAAGGAACACAACUAGAAUAUAUUAUCCACUAUAUCUUCCCCUCCGGAAAUUCCGAUACUUGAGUUCAGUUGUUAUUACAAAAUCAGUCGCCAGUAGCACCACAAACUCGUUUCUGGUUUUCCUCAACAUCGUAGCAAUCUCCUGCUCAAUUACUACUGAUCAGUUGUUCGGAUUACAAGGAAAGCAACACCACACACCACAUACUACCGAAGUAACAGAGGGAACCGUAAACGACAGAAAAGAAAACUAGUUUUCUUAAGAUUUUCUUCUAUUCUGAUAAACAGAAGCAAGUUUAUUAUAGCUAUUUAUUGUAUAAACAAUUAACUCGGACACAACAAGAAAACGGAACGAAGUGUUGAACGGACAGUUUAGGAUUAACUGAAGACGACAAAAGCAAUGCUAUUAAAGGUCAUGUACACACAUGCAGACAUUUAGUCACACCUCAUCUCCCUCUUCGCCUCAACACAUACACUCAUUCAACACCCACACAACCAUACCCAUUCGAAGACGCUUAUACACAAACGAUCGUUGGUUGAAUUUGAACACAUUUUUUUUCUGGAAAAAAAACCACAACAAUUUACUCGUUAGUUGUUUUGUUUGUUCCCUUCUUCGACCAACGAGUCCUUUAUCGUAAAUUCAUCGUGUCUCAUUUUUUUCUUCAAGCAAUCGUCGCCACCCCCAUCGCUAGUGCUUGUUUUUCACGAAACCUCUACUCACACUACUGUUAACCGAGCGGAUUGAAUAUAUGCACGCCAACAGCGAUGGAAAUUUUAGUUUUUGACUCGAACUCGAAGAAGGGAAGGAGUUUUGAAAUAGAAGAAGACAUUUUGAACGGGAAACCCAUCCGCGCGAACACUAGUUUUUGUUCUGAAGCAAAACGACCAGUCAUUCAGGAAUGUAGAGAAAAAUUUGAAAACAUUAGGGAAAUGUUGCUUUUAGCCCGUUUUUUUAUAUAUAAAAAGGGAGAACAUAUUUUUCCGUGUAAAAAGGCAUAUUUUUUAUAUUAUAAACUUAAUUGAUCGAAAUAAACCGAUGGACUGUAA
Molecule: messenger RNA, 3076 nt
Organism: Toxorhynchites rutilus septentrionalis
Lineage: Eukaryota; Metazoa; Arthropoda; Insecta; Diptera; Culicidae
Gene: Kap-alpha3
Product: importin subunit alpha-3
Exons: 5
Coding region: 396-1955 (519 amino acids)
Biological process (GO): NLS-bearing protein import into nucleus
Cellular component (GO): nucleoplasm; nucleus; cytoplasm
Molecular function (GO): protein binding; nuclear import signal receptor activity
Source: RefSeq, a predicted model, not a curated record